AUGAACUUCAAUAGCCCCAUAGGUUAUAGUAAGAAUCCAUUACCAGUGACAAAUGUCUCUUUUCUAGAUCAGGUAUCUUCUGCUGGCUCAGAAGGUACCAAAGAUAACAGAAGUCAAUUUCAACAACCGGGAAAUCCCAAGUUCUCCAUAUUAUCGCUACCUUUAGAAAUCAUUAUUCAGAUAACGAAUUACUUAGAUCAAUUCGGUAUUAUAGCGUUGAUGAAAGUCAAUUCCCAUUUAUACCAUGUUGUAAGACCCCAGCUAUAUCAUACAAUCGUUAUAGAACCCAAGUGGAGUGCUUUCAUGAAAGAAUUUACACUGGGUGUGACGUAUAUCAAAAGUAGUUAUAAUAUCAAACAUCUUAUUCAAACCGACGGGAGCCUAAUUCAUAAAUUGAUCAUCAAAGGGUUACCAGAUUCCCUUACAUUUGAUAGUAUCAAUGAUAUGAUGGUGAAAUUUUGCAAGAAUCUUCAACUUACUCAAUUGGCAUGGAAACCCCAUUUUAAACUUAGUUUCCUAGAUAUGAAUUUACUGAACUUACAAACCCUUGAUGUGGAUAUAACCGAAGAUAUAUUUUCAGGUAAUUUGGAUUUCACAGUUUUUAAGAAUCUUCAUAAUUUAAGAAGACUUUGUAUUGGUCCAUAUACUAAAAUGACGGUUAUUAGAGAUAUCAUGAGAUAUAUUCCUUCUCAAGUGGAAGUUUUACAAUUGACUAAACAUUACAAAGAUCUCAUAGAACCAGUAAGUAAGAAAUUGCUUAUACGACAUCAUGAAGAUUUGGAUUAUGACUUACAAGAAAUCAAUGAUUUGAGGUACAUAUUCCCAACCACAUUCGAAUUGAAGAAGUUAUCUUUGAGUGGGAUUUUAGUUUCUUCCAGGCAAAUACAGAGUUUCAGGAUCAAUUUCCAACUGUUGACAACAUUCGUCUUGAAGGCUACUGAGUUCAACUUUGGAGGUGAUAGUUUCUUGAAAGAGUUGAAGUUUGAGAAUUUGAAACAUCUAGCAAUUGAUUAUCGUCAAGGAUAUCAAGACUACGUACCAUUGUUUCUUUCAAAUCAUAGGCUGCUCACCAAGCUCGACUUAGUCAUUCGAAUCAAUGAUACUUUCCCUUUCAAUGAGGACAAUUACCAAAUCAUCAACAAACUCCCCUUGAACGCAUUAUCAGUAGAGUUGAUCCAGGAGAAGAAUCUUAAUUGGAUGAAUCAGCCCAUAAGAUUAUCCAAAUUGAAGUUCUUCCGUGAUUUACAACUACAAAGUUGCAGGUUUAAUGCUUCAAAUGAAGAAACACUUGAAUUCAUCAAGUAUCAACCUCAACUUAAAUUACUUGAAGUAUUUGGAUUGAAUGCCGGAGGGUCUCCACAUUUUGCUUUGAGUGUAUUACAUCCAAACGUUUAUGACGAAUGGUUUAAAAUUCAACAUGUUGCAUUAAUAUACUUUAGAAUAUGUCCAUUGGAUUAUAUCAAACUAAAUCAUUGGAUUUUCGAAAGAAAAUCUCAAAAGAAUACCAUUGAAGAUAGUGUAAUAGUAGAACCACGAGAUGGUCUAGAAGAGUGGUUUGAUAACAGAGUCAGAGUUUUGUAG
Yamadazyma jaroonii is the source of this 1581-nucleotide messenger RNA. The record is from the annotation of a GenBank genome assembly. NCBI's taxonomy places the organism in Eukaryota, Fungi, Ascomycota, Pichiomycetes, Serinales, Debaryomycetaceae.